Messenger RNA from Lepisosteus oculatus (spotted gar), 1132 nucleotides. RefSeq names its product transmembrane protein 203 (gene tmem203). The record is from RefSeq and is a predicted model, not a curated record. Gene Ontology annotation, biological process: intracellular calcium ion homeostasis. NCBI's taxonomy places the organism in Eukaryota, Metazoa, Chordata, Actinopteri, Semionotiformes, Lepisosteidae. Gene Ontology annotation, cellular component: endoplasmic reticulum.
GGCGGCUGCGGGUCCGAGGCCGCUUCGCUGCCGGGGCUCUGGGCUCUGGGCUCUGGGCUCUAACGCUGAGGAGUCCGUAGGCUCCGGCUCCGGGGUCGGGGGUGUUAGCAGAGGAAGCAGAACCUGCUGGUCUGGAGGGGGCAGGGAGAGAGGCGUCUGGGCCGAGGGGGCAGUCAGUGUUGCUGCUGACGGAGCCUCGGGUGUAACUGUUCCACUCCUGAUGCUGGCAGGCGUGACCGGGUCAUGCGUGGCAGUGUUUUGAGUCCGACGGAGAGUCUGGGCUCCGCACCCGGGAUGCUGGCAGCCUGGUCUGGCCUCGUAGUGACGGGCUGGACCUGCAGAACCGCCGCACAGCACCGACCGGCCUGAGCGCACAGCUUUCAGGCAUAGAGGUCAACGAGCAGCCGUGAGACACGAUGAGCUUCUGGAACAGCAGGUCCUGCUCUGACAUCCUUCAGGCUCCCCGUGGCCACUAACAACAGGACACCUGACGCCACAGCCUGAGGUUCUGUGAGUGUUCAGAUCCCAGGACUCACUCCCCCCCCCAUGGCUGUGCCUUAGAGGCUGCGGUGUGCAGCGCUGGGCGGUUGGGGUGCGCUGCCGUGCUUCAAGGAUGCUGUUCUCCUUGCGCGAGCUGGUGCAGUGGCUGGGUUUCGCCACCUUCGAGCUCUUCCUGCACCUGGCGGCGCUGCUCGUCUUCAGCCUGCUGGUGGCGCUGUACGCCGACGGCCUGGCGCCGGGCGUGACCUGGUGGGGCGUCUUCGUGCCGCUGUUCGCUGCCGAUGGGCUCAGCACCUACUUCACGGCCAUCGUGUCGAUCCGGCUGUACCAGGAGGGCGAGCGGCGUCUGGCCGUGCUGCGGCUGCUCUGGGUGCUCACGGUGCUCAGCCUGAAGCUGGUCUGCGAGGUGCUGCUGUGCCAGAAGCUGGCGGAGCAGGAACAGGCCCGCGACCUGUGGUUCGGCCUCAUCGUCUCCCCCAUCUUCAUCCUGCUGCAGCUGCUCAUGAUCCGCGCCUGCCGGGUCAACUGACUGCCCCGGCAGCCCGACUGGCGCCCUCACGGGUGACUGGCCGAGCUCUUCCGCGAGCUCAGCUGUCAGCAGGAGUCGUUCAGAUUGGCUGGGACUCCGGGG